GCACAUAGAACGGACACCGCGCUGCUUCGCGCAGUCUAUUGUCAAAAUGGCCACCGAAACACCUGAUACGAAGAAUCUUAAGUCAUGGAAGGAGGCUUUUCAAUAUCCAAUUCCCACCGUGCGGAAGGUCGAGCAGGAGUUGAGGCGGGAUAUUGCAAGUAAUAGAGAGAAGUUGCGGUCUUUGGUUGGGACACGAUAUCGUGAAUUUCUAGGGACCGCUGAGACGAUCAUUGAAAUGAAUGUGGAGAGCGCCGAAAUCGAGUCCAGACUGACCAGUAUCGGAAUCCGCUGCAAUACAAGCCUGAUUGGCAAGAAGUCGGUCAAUCUGACGGAUAUAAAUCGAGAUUCGACGGGUAGAACAGAAGAAGACAAGGCUUUGGCCGGGCAACUCGCGCUCCUUCAUCGCUGCACCACCGUGACAGGACGGUUGUUACGCAAACACGAUUCGCCUCUGUUGGCCUCGAAGUUGAUGGUGAUUUCGAGAUUACUUUACAAGACCCUUUCUCAAACCACAAAUGCCCCGCCAUUUCUUGAGUCGUUACGCUUGCAGCUGAGCUAUGUCCAGAAACUGAUACGCCGAAGGAUUGAGCGAAGACUAGGAUCUUCCAAGUCGAGUGUUGAAGACAUUAUUGAUUCAAUGGCAGCUUUUUGUCUGUCGAACAGUGCAUCGUCGUUGGACAGCAUUACACAUUUUCAUAACAUUCGGCUUAAUUGUAUUGCGAAACGGCUUGAUCGCGGCGAGAAUGGAAGCGACUGUAUCCCAAAAGCAUUGAGUCUAUACAUACAAACACUCCAGCAUACAAAGGCUCUCUUCUCCCGACGCUUAUCUGAUGCGCUGGGCAAGCUACAAGCCCGACCUCUGCUGAACGACCAUGAUGUUCAAAAACUCGAUGAUAUUGACCUGGACAUUCUCGGACGAUGGGUAGUGCCGGACGUCAAGAAUUUCACGCCCUGGAUCAAGUCAGACCCCAUGACGAAGCAAUCAGCAGAACAAACCCUAAAAAAUUGGUCUAAAAAGGCUUUUCAGACUUUUCUAGAGCGCGCAGCAACGACUCUCAAAGAUCACGUGGACUUUUCAGGGGUUCUUGCAUUGCGAAAGAAAACCUUGGAUAUCUGGCUUGCUGCCGUUCCAACAACACUCACGCAUUCGUCAACCAGUGUGCUGGAAGGUCUUCGAGACCUUUUCAAUACCCAAUUGAAAAACAUUAUACUCCGUGAAGCUCAAGAAUUGUUAUUUGUUGGUGAUGCCAUCAAGUCUCAUCUUAAAGAAUGGGAGAAGACAGAAGGAAGUGCAACUCGGUCGUUAUGGGAUCCUGAUCUAUUAUCAUUGGAAAUCUCUGAUGGCGCUUCCGCCUUAAAGAAAGUUAUCACAGAGACAUUGCUGGGCCAGGAUACAAAAAUAGCGAAUGUGCUGGAACGCUACCGUUCCUGGCUCGCGACCAUUGAGACUUCACGACAGUUGAUCGAGGAGCUGCAAAAUACGAAAUGGGAAGAUACCCUUGACGAGGACGAGGACGAAGAGUUUCAGAUCAGUACUGUGGAUCUGCUCACCAAAGAUGAUCCUCACUUCCUACGCGAAGAACAGACCAAAGCAGUCAGACAAGCCUUGCUCAACUUGCAGGAAUCCUUUGGCGAUGCAAUUAAAGCUUUUGAAGACUCCAAAAAUAGUGACAAGACUGCGUUUGUUCUACGUCUUAUUCGUGAUCUUAGGCGAGAAAGCCCUUCAAACAUCUUACAAGAUGAUGAGAUGGAUUUUGCCCAAGAUAUUAUACCGAAGUUGCACGAACUCUUGGCAGAGGAGGUCCUCUCCAAAGUAACGGCGUCAAAGAUCCUCCCGCCCUCCAAGGGCAACAUUACACGGAUCCCUGGACGUUCUCUUUGGGAGAAGGGUCCGGAAUUACCCAUCCAGCCUUUACCAUCAACAUUCAAGUACUUCAAACGUCUCGCAGAAGCCAUGGAGGAUAUAGGUCCAGACCUAUGGAAUCCUUCUGCCGUUAGCGUCCUGGCAACAAGACUACACGAGACAGUGAUUGACCCAUUCAAUGCAAAGCUGGAGCAGCUCAAACAAUCUUCAAAUAACACCGGAGAGAAAAGGGAUGCUGAAGAGGCGGAGACAACUGCCGAACAAGAAUCGUCUGCCACUGAAACGAACAGCUCUAACACGGUAGACAUGAUACGAGACUGGAAAAUCCAAUUACUGCUUGACGCAUUCUACAUUAGAGACGCCCUGUCCGUCCGGGCUGACAAUACAAAUGCUCUAGACGAAUUAAUUGAAGCUCUGCAGGGUGAAAUCGAUGAAGGGGGCAAAAUUGCUGGUACACUACAGGAAUCUGCACACGACUUCUGGAAUCGAACACAGUUGCUCUUUGGGCUAUUAGCAAACUAGGAAUAUUCUCUGUACCUUGAGAACGGUGACCGCUGACUAUAUACGUAUAAUUAAUUGCAU
Talaromyces stipitatus ATCC 10500 is the source of this 2446-nucleotide messenger RNA. RefSeq lists its product as uncharacterized. The transcript is spliced from 2 exons. NCBI's taxonomy places the organism in Eukaryota, Fungi, Ascomycota, Eurotiomycetes, Eurotiales, Trichocomaceae. Gene Ontology annotation, cellular component: COG complex; Golgi apparatus. Gene Ontology annotation, biological process: intra-Golgi vesicle-mediated transport. The record is from RefSeq and is a predicted model, not a curated record. The coding region runs from base 47 to 2386 and encodes 779 amino acids.